Gigantopelta aegis is the source of this 936-nucleotide messenger RNA. RefSeq lists its product as uncharacterized. Lineage: Eukaryota; Metazoa; Mollusca; Gastropoda; Neomphalida; Peltospiridae. The record is from RefSeq and is a predicted model, not a curated record. The coding region runs from base 102 to 779 and encodes 225 amino acids. The transcript is spliced from 5 exons.
GCAUUCUCAGCCAAACCACGGAGCGGGACAGGUUGUAUUUGAGUCCUGUCAGUUACUUGUUUAGUAUCAAGUGUAAUUGCUAAUUGCAUCUUGUUUACUUAAUGUGUUAUUGCUUAAUGAAGCUGCCAGUGUGCAAGGCAUUGCGAGGUAAGCGCCCCACUUUCAAAGUCACCAACCCAAUCGGCCGAGCCCACACCACGAAGAUCGCCGACACCACCCCCUACCCCCCUGCUGGGCGAUUCUCGGAAAAGGAAGGGGCCCACUGCUCGGCCGAGACUGGAGCCAAAACGAAAGACAGUCCAAAUGCCACUGAAGCAGCUCGAGGGGAUACCACACUAGACUGGUAUGGACGCGAGGACACACAGCCGACUUCAGCGUAUGGGACUCCGAUGAGGAAGUUGAUUAAACACAAACAUGAAUAUUUCUGGAUGGCAAUAAAGGGAGAGCGUUACUUUUCCGUUGCGACUGUUGAUGCCGAAUUCUGGAUUGCAGAUUUUGAGAUGGACUGCGAUAAAACGAACAAGGGAUGGUUUGAGUAUAAGGGGUUCCUAGCGGAAGAAGGAGUUCCAAGCUGGGAUGGCACAACGACUCGCAAGACAUGGGAACAACUGACAGGUGUCCAGAACCACCUGGGGAAAUGUGGCAGCUACAACUACGUGUCGUGGGGUAAUGACGAGUCCUGCUUAAUCCACCCACUACGACGGCGGCACGAGCCACCUGUCGUCGUCCCGUUACUGACGCCCAUCACGGUGAUGCCUCUCCCUCUUCGUCUCCACUGAUCUAGCUUGUACCAGGGCUCGUGCUUAUAAAAACGUUAGAGUCCAGGGCCCAGUUUCACAAAACAUCGUAAGCCUAGUUCUGCACGUAAACGUAAAUCUACGACUAAACCAUAAUUCUUAUUACUGUUAUAGUUCAACAAAUAUAGUUUUAAGUACA